Messenger RNA from Benincasa hispida (wax gourd), 2963 nucleotides. RefSeq names its product C2H2 zinc-finger protein SERRATE (SE) (gene SE). Gene Ontology annotation, cellular component: nuclear body. Gene Ontology annotation, biological process: mRNA processing; primary miRNA processing. The record is from RefSeq and is a predicted model, not a curated record. Lineage: Eukaryota; Viridiplantae; Streptophyta; Magnoliopsida; Cucurbitales; Cucurbitaceae.
UCACACGUUUGUCAGAUCAGUGAAUGAAACUCCGGACUUUCUCGACCUCACUUCUCCGACGCUUUGGGUUCGUUUUAGGGUUUCAUUUCUUCGUCUUCUUUUUCAAUUGCUGUGUAAAAUCAUGGCCGAGGUUAUGAACAUGGCCACCGCCGCCGACGAGUCGUUGGACCGCCGUCGUGAUCGUCAAGAGAAAUCGUCUGAGGAGCAACCUCAUUCCUCGCCGCCGUCGCAGCCAGCUGUCGGUCCUCCUCCUCCCUCCAGAAGAAGGGAUAGAGAUGAGAGAGAUAGGAGAGACGAACGGGAUAUUGAUCGUCCUCCGUAUCGACGCGGUGAUAAUUACGAUCGUAAUCGCUCUCCACCUUCGCUGCCUCCGAGGGACAGGGAUAGAGAUAGAGAUAGGGAUUAUAAACGUCGAAGCAGUCUUAGUCCUCCACCGCCUUACAGGGAUCGUAGACACUCGCCUCCCAGACGGUCUCCUCCUCCACCUUACAAGCGUUCCAGGAGGGAUGAUGGUGGGUAUGAUGGAAGAAAAGGAAGCCCUAGAGGAGGUUUCGGGCCUGGCGAUAGGAGGUUUGGUUAUGAUUAUGGUGGGGGAUACGAGCGGGAAAUGCGAGGCCGGCCUGGAUAUGUUGAUGAAAGACCUCUAGGUCGGUACAUGGGUCGUUCAUCUGGUGGCUAUCAAGAUUGGGAUUCUAGUCGUGGUGGGCAUGGUGAUGCACUCAAUGCAGGAGGUGGCCAAAGAGAAGGCUUGAUGACAUACAAGCAAUUUAUUCAAGAACUUGAAGAUGAUAUACUGCCUGCUGAAGCUGAGCGCAGAUAUCAAGAAUACAAGUCAGAGUAUAUUACAACCCAGAAACAAGCUUUUUUUGAUUCUCACAAGGAUGAAGAAUGGUUGAGAGACAAAUAUCAUCCGACCAACCUAGUUACUGUCAUUGAAAGGAGGAAUGAACUUGCACAAAGAACUGCUAAGGAUUUUUUGCUUGACCUGCAAAGUGGGACACUGGAUUUAGGUCCAGGGAUUAAUGCAGCAGCUACAAAUAAAUCAGGGCAUGCUAGUGAACCAAAUUCAGAUGAUGAAGCAGACAAUGAUGGCAAACGGAGGCGUCAUGGUAGAGGACCAGCAAAAGAAAUGGAUCUUCUCUCUGCUGCUCCUAAGGCCCACCCUGUUAGUUCGGAACCAAGAAGAAUCCAGAUUGACAUUGAACAAGCUCAAGCUCUUGUCCGUAAACUUGAUUCUGAGAAAGGAAUAGAAGAAAAUAUUUUAAGUGGUUCUGACAGUGACAAACUAGGUCGGGAAAAAGCACAUGGUGGCUCUUCUGGCCCAGUCAUAAUCAUAAGGGGGCUGACAACUGUGAAAGGCUUGGAGGGUGUUGAGCUAUUGGACACGCUUCUCACAUAUCUGUGGCGCAUCCAUGGUGUAGAUUACUAUGGAAUGGUAGAGACAAGAGAAGCUAAAGGUCUUCGUCAUGUAAGAGAAGAGGGGAAGAACUCUAACAUGGCUGGUGGUGCGGAUGAGUGGGAAAAGAAACUUGACUUGCGUUGGCAAGAGAGGUUGAGAGGUCAGGAUCUGUUGGAAGUGAUGACUGCCAAGGAUAAAAUAGAGGCUGCUGCUCUUGAAGCUUUUGAUCCAUAUGUUCGCAAGAUAAGAGAUGAAAAAUAUGGAUGGAAAUAUGGCUGUGGAGCCAAGGGUUGCACUAAGCUGUUUCAUGCCCCUGAGUUUGUACAUAAGCAUCUUAACUUGAAACAUCCAGAGCUCGUGAUGGAGCUGACUUCAAAAGUGCGUGAAGAGCUGUAUUUCCAAAAUUACAUGAAUGAUGCAGAUGCUCCUGGAGGGACGCCUGUCAUGCAACAAUCACUUCCGAAGGAUAAGCCACCGAGACGUAGGAUGAAUUUAGAUGGUCGGCUGAAGGAUGACAGAGGUAAUCGCAGGGACCGCGAUAAUUGGGCUAAUGGGGGUGACAGAUUUGAUAGAUCUGAGAACCCACAAUCAAGUGACUUCCAAUCAGCAAAUGAUGGUACGGAUGGUGGAAAAAUUGAUGAUCCUAUGUUUGAUACUUUUGGUGGACAAGGAAGACACGUUGCUCCUUUUGCAUCUGAAAUACCACCGCCAGUGCUUAUGCCCGUUCCUGGUGCUGGUCCAUUAGGACCUUUUGUCCCUGCUCCGCCUGAAGUUGCAAUGAGAAUGUUGCGGGAACAAGGAGGUCCACCUCCUUUUGAGGGUGGUGGUAGAAAUGGAAGGCCAGGACCCCAAUUAGGUGGAUCUGCUCCUAUCCUUGCCCUAUCGUCAGGUUUUCGACAGGAUCCUCGUCGAAUACGAAGUUAUCAAGACCUAGACGCACCUGAUGAUGAAGUCACUGUAAUAGAUUAUAGAAGCUUGUAGAUAUAUUUGGCAUCAGCAAAGUUUAGAGGCCCACUUGUGUUUCUAAGAAAGGGGGCAUGCAACUCCAAAACUGGUACGGAUUAGGCCUGGUCACUGUUUUAUAUUCUUCUUGUUGCCGAAGAAGUUUGCUUUGUUUCACCCCAUAGUGAGAACUGAACAUUGAGUUGAUCACAUUCUGGCUGUGGGCAAGUACAAAUGUUCAUGAGAAUUGUGCAUUCAUUUAACUUUUUAGCUUUUUUGCCCCCCUACUCUCUGUAUUCUUAGUGAAGAAGGAAUUCGACCCGAAGGCAAGAGAUUUAAUGAUCGAAAAAUUCCCAUCUUUCAAACUUUGUAGAACUUAAAUUCUUCUGAAGUUAGGAGUGUGCAUUCCCUUUUUUACUAAUUUUUUCUUAUUAUUAUUAUAGUCGAUUUUGGUCAAGUAAGAACUAGUAAUAAAUUUGUGGAUAUUAAAUCUUGUUCUAUGAAACUUCUAACAGUUAAGACUGUAAUGUUAGGAUGCUCAAUUAUAUUUUAGAAGAUAUUCAGUUCCCAGGCAGCCUCCCAUUUGACAUCUAUGAGUAGACUGGAAAGUUGUUCUAUAGUA